This is a messenger RNA of Bombina bombina (fire-bellied toad), 5667 nucleotides long. It is a transcript of the gene CGN, whose product is annotated as cingulin. The coding region runs from base 110 to 4009 and encodes 1299 amino acids. Gene Ontology annotation, cellular component: myosin complex. Lineage: Eukaryota; Metazoa; Chordata; Amphibia; Anura; Bombinatoridae. The record is from RefSeq and is a predicted model, not a curated record. The transcript has 21 exons.
CUUCAGGGAGGGCGGUGUUGCGACUGAAGGUGCAGGUCUCAGUUUCAGGUUGGGGAGGACGCGGCACGGACCUGCGAAGGAGAUUAACACAUUGUUUGGUUAUUGGUGAAUGGAAAGUACUAUUCAUGGCGAGAUGGCUGACCAGCAAACCCCUUUAGAUUAUGGGGUCCAGAUCCGCUUUAUAGAUGACCUGAAAGCACCUAAGAAAACAAGGAGCCGUGCCUCUAAACAGAGCACUUAUGGAGUGGCAGUGCGGGUGCAGGGAAUAGAUGGACAACCUUUUGUGGUGUUGAAUAGUGGAGAUAAAUCCAAAUCAUCCUAUGGAGUACAGAUAAAAACAGAGAGCAGUUAUGCCAACCCUCCUCCAGACUACCAGAGCUCUGCUUCUAGGAUCAACAAGCCAGUAAGGUCAAUAAGCUCAGAAUCUGACCUACCUGAAAACCCUUAUGCUACCAAAGGAGUCUUACGCAACAGCUUGCAUUAUAGCAGCACCUCAGAUGAAGAGCAGAAUAUCAAACCUCGAGACAAAGCCAAGUUGAGUGGUGGCUCCUCUUCCAGACCCCGUCCACUUCGUGCUUCCCCCAAAGAAGAGUUGAGGAGAUCCCAAUCACAAAGCUCUUUGUUAGACCCAGAAAUAGAUGACACAUCUAAUUAUGGACAGCAUUACAGUGAACGGUCGUCUACCUUUGAUACCACUUACUCCAACCUGUCACAGAGCCGUAGCAGCAGUUCAUAUAUGAACAAUGGUGCACACACUAUUGGUGGUUAUAGGUCUACAACUGGACUGCGAUCUACCUCUUCUACUGACAAGCUUCCAUUACAGAAGAAAGAUAGUCUUCCCUCUUCUGCACUACCAAACCUACCCAGAGAGGAUAUAGAUACAAAACCCCUUUCUUCUGUGGACUCCUUGAUCAGCAAAUUUGAUGUAAAGGGGCAGGUGAGGGGCAGGACAGCAAGAAGAAGUCGGAUUCAGCCAGAAGAAAGGAAACGUUCACAAAGUCUAGAUGGUCGUGUAUCUUAUCGAGACUCGGCAGAUUCUAGAGAAAUACAGGCUUCAGGCUUUCAGGAACAAAGCCGGACACAAGUGAGGGCACAACCGGCAAAUAAUGGAUCCUUUAGUAGAUCAUCACUUAACAGAGAGCCCUUAGAAAGAGAACAGUUCAACAAGACUGAGCUAACUAACGACUGGUUGAAUCAUACCAUAGACGAGCCAGUUAUUCAGAGAAAGCAGCAGAACACUAUCCAGUCAGGAAUCCAGUUAAAGAGCACACCAGAUUUACUGAAAGAUCAGCAGACAGAUGGAACUGACCCGACCCGUGACAUGAUCUACAGUAUUCUGAGAGAUGGGUCCAGUGACAAUGAAAAUACACUGAGGAAGAAGACAAAUUUGAUUUUGGAAAAAAUUCAGUCUUAUCGAGUAUCUCCUGGAGAUGACACAAGAACUCUGGUCAAUCAGAAAAAGGAGCUGGAGAGGAAGGUUGCUGAACUACAGAGACAACUAGACGAUGAAGUGAAGCAAAGGAUAAAGUUGGAAACAUUGCGCCCCAAAGCUGGCAUACAGAAAUUGGAGAUUCAGCUGGAGGAGAGCAUGGAGGAAUGCAAUCGGCUAAAGGAUCUGUUUGAGAAAAAGAAGACUGAAUUGAAUACUGUGUCUCAAGAACUCAUGGAAGUAAGAAUGGGCAAAGAGCAGGUAGAGACCAAGUUGCGGUCUAUGGAGGACCAAUUGCUGGAUGCUCGGGAAGAAAUCUCUCAGCUGCAGGCAAAGGGUGGCGCAAUGGUGGAAAGACAUGUUCUAAUGAAGGAGCUUCAGGAAACACAGGAUGAGCUGGAUCAAGUCUUAGAUAUCCGUCAAAAGCAGGAUGAACUUCUGAAGCAGAGAGAGAGGGAACUAACUGCUUUAAAAGGUGCUCUGAAAGAGGAGGUGGCUAAUCAUGACAAGGAGAUGGACCGUGUGAGACAGCAGUAUCUGAUUGACAUUGAGCAGCUGCGAAAAAACAUGGAUAAUGUGUCCCAGGACCAACUCAGCUUGGAGUCAGAGCGUCAGAAAAUAAACUUGGUUGUGAAAAACCUUCAGAGGGAGCUGGAAGAGAGCAGUGAUGAGAUUAACCAAUGGAAAGAAAUGUUCCAGAAGAACAAAGAUGAACUACGCAGUGCAAAGCAGGAGGUUCUGCAGUUGAAGAUGGAGAAGGAAGAGUUUGAAGAUGAGCUGAGAGAGAUGAGGGAUAGGUUUUCACUCAUGCAGUCCGAGCUAAAUCAAGUGAAGAGAGGAUCAGUGGAUGCUGGAGAAGCAGAUGCUAUUAAAAAGGAGCUGCAACGGGCGAAGGAUCAGCUGAGUCAGGUCACAUUGGAGAAACAAAGACAAGAGCAAAGUUUGCACCAACAGGAAAGGGAGCUGUCUGCCCUGAAAGGGGUCCUCAAGGAGGAAGUGUCCGACCAUGACAGAGAGACAGAAAAACUGCGAGAACAGUUCCAAAAGGAGAGCCGUCAGAUUAGGAAAGACUAUGAGCAGCUAGUCAAGAGUAAGGAAACUCUCGAAAGUGAGAAGGCAGAGUCUGAGCGUCUGCGGCAGGUGCUAGAAAACAACCUACAGGAGGCUCGAGAAGAAAAUGAUGAUCUUAGGAGGAAGAUCUUGGGGCUUGAAGCCCAAGUGAAGGAACUGAAGACUUUCUGUGAUGAUCUUCAGAGAGCAGAGACCCGUCUCAAAGACAACAUUAGCAAACUGGAGGCUAAGCGGAAGAGGAUGGAGGAGACAUUGGGAGAAGUUACAGACCAAGAACAGGAGUAUGCAAUGAUGAAGCGCAGCCUAGAAAGCAGACUGGAGGAGGCGCAGCGAAGCCUGAGCCGCUUGACACUUGAAUACGAUGAGCUGCAGGAGUGUUACCAGGAAGAGAUGAGACAGAAAGACCAGCUGAAGAAAACAAAAAAUGAACUGGAGGAGCAGAAGAGGCUCCUGGACAAAUCCAUGGACAAACUUACAAAAGAGCUGGACAACAUGUCAAGCGAGUCACGUUACUCUCUUCAGAUGCUCCAGAAUCAGCUGGAGGAAUACAAGGAGAAAUCGCGCAGGGAAAUCAGCGAGGCUCAAAAACAGGCCAAGGAGCGUUUAGAGGAAGCUGAGAAGACCCAGUUUAGCACUGUCCGGUUACAGGAGGAGAUUCAGAAGCUUAAACAAGCUCUACAGGAGAGCCAGGCUGAGAGGGAAAGUGCUCUGUUGGACAAAGAGCUGGUCAGUCAGCGACUGCAGAGCCUGGAACAGGAUAUAGAGUCCAAGAAGCGUUAUCAAGAUGACCGAUCUCGGCAAGUCAAAGUACUUGAGGAUAAGAUGAAGCGUCUGGAAGUGGAAUUGGAUGAAGAGAAGAACACAGUGGAGCUCCUAACAGAUAGGGUUAACAGGAGCAGAGAGCAGAUGGAUCAGUUGCGCUCCGAGCUCAUGCAGGAGAGAUCCAGCCGGCAGGACCUGGAGUGUGACAAAAUCUCACUUGAAAGACAGAACAAAGAUCUGAAGAACCGCUUGGCCAGUAUGGAGGGCCAGCAAAAGCCUAAUGUUAAUGUGUCCCAGCUGGAAGCCAAAUUGCAAGAGGUCCAGGAUAGGCUGCAGUCAGAGGAGAGGGAGAAGACCGGUCUGCUGUCCUCUAAUCGCAAGCUGGAGAGGAAACUGAAAGAGCUGAACAUCCAGUUGGAAGACGACCGGCUUCAAGUCAAUGACCAGAAAGACCAGUUAAACCUUAGGGUCAAAGCCCUGAAGAGGCAAGUGGACGAGGCUGAGGAGGAAAUUGAGCGGCUGGAGGGGUUAAGAAAGAAAGCUGUGCGAGACCUAGAGGAACAGCAUGAGAUCAACGAACAGCUACAGGCCCGGCUCAAAACUAUGGAGAAGGAGACAAAACGUAAACCAACCCGCCCUGCCAUUGAUGAUGACCUGAGUUCUGACGGAGAGUUUGAUGCUCCAUACGACCCCAGUUCUAUUGCAUCUCUGCUAACUGAAAGUAACCUCCAGACCAGCUCAUGCUGAGAGUGUCACAGUGGACAGAAUUGCCAUACCACCCGGCGUGAUAAGCAGUUAAGACUGGAAACAAAACGGCAGACCCUUUGCUACCAAUAUUUUGAGGGUCACACAAGGGCUAAUUAAAAUGUCUGCACCAUCCCUAACAUAAUUUGUUGUUUUAGGAAAUAACUAAGGACUGGCGAAUAUAUAAAACCACCAAUUCUGAAUGUAAUAAGAUCAUUUUACCAUCGAUAUGAGUUGCUGGUAUAUUUGAUAUGGAGAAACCUCCACCAGAGGAUCGCUCAAACACAAAGAUACAGUGCCUGCUUUACUCAACCUAUAGAAUGUUAGGUGGGAGGAACCUUCUUGGUUAUUUCCUUUCUGCAUCCAUUAAUGAUGACUUUGGUAAUGACUGUAAACUAAUAAUUUAGUUAUACAAAAGGUUGUUGUAAAAACAUCUGCAAGACAGAAGCUUUUGAUUUUACUGUAAACAGUAAAGUAUUUCACCACUGUAUAAUCUAGUAGCAUCCUCUGGAUAUAUUCAUGUGUCUCUACACAAAGGGCUUGUCUUUAUUGGUCUGUUUAGUGCCCAAACAGUGUGAAAAUCAUAUGUUCAGCUUCAAAUUACCAAAAAUGGGAUUUAACUUGAAACUGGAUUGUUAAACAGAGAAUGCCUCAAUGUAAUAGGGUGGGAUUUCAUUACAGCAUUCCUGCUUUGAGUUUAUUAUUGAUAAUGAGAGACACCUCUGUGUAACUGUAUGUUGUAGUGCAACACACAAACUCCCACUGCCUUACCUUACUUGGUAUAAUAAGGUGCUAUGGUCCAUCUCUUACCAGAUCCCAUCUGUGCCUAAAACAUAAUACCUUGCUAUUCUGUAUUUUCUCCUAAGUUAACAGGAGGGGUAUUAACUGUACAUUAGCAGUGUGUAGAUUAAUGAUGCCUGGCAUUCUACACAUAUGUAUGCCUUGUAUGUAUAAUACAAAUUUCAGGUGUUUGGUGGAUUCCUAUAAUAAUUAAGGUGUUAAUCUCUCAGGUAUAUUGGUAACACUCAUUUACCACGCGUUUCUCUUUAUAUCCAAGCUGUACAUUGCUGAGGGCUGGUAAUGAGUGGGUGGAAACUAGAGAUAACUGAGGAAAACAUUUGGAUAUGUAACAUAAUUUGGGAAAAUAGAACCAAAAUAUGGAUUGUCAUAAAAUUUCUAAUUAAAUAUUUGUGUGUAUAAUGUAUAUAAAAUACACGCAGAUUUGUACAUAAAUAUAUGCACACUUGAUUAUAUACGCAAAGAUUUAUGUUCACAAAUAUCUUCAGUAUCAUGUCUAAAGUUAUAUGUAUAUAUAAUGUAUUUGAUGUAUUUGUUCUCUAUAAGAAAAAACAGAUUUAUGAUUGGAGCUCUAUUUCAGAUGUGGCGGAUACUCAGGAAUAUUUCCUACAGUAAUUCUCUCUCUUAUAUGUGUCUAACUCACGCAGCAAGUUACUUUGCAUCCGGGUGAAAGAUUAAAUGGUCUGUUUCUACAUCUACAUAUUCUGUCUCGUCUGAAAAUUGAUUAUUUGUAUGUUGCUUUAUAUAAUUUUUAUUAGAUGUAAAAAAUAAAAAAAAGUUAAAGUUUAGCUCAUCUCUCUGGGGCUCUAUGUGAAAUCUGUAUAAUCCAGCUCAGAUAAUAAAGCACUCAUUUUUGUAACCAU